Messenger RNA from Corticium candelabrum, 1002 nucleotides. RefSeq names its product tropomyosin alpha-4 chain-like. The record is from RefSeq and is a predicted model, not a curated record. The transcript has 9 exons. Gene Ontology annotation, molecular function: actin filament binding. Gene Ontology annotation, cellular component: actin filament. Gene Ontology annotation, biological process: actin filament organization. Bases 4 to 822 code for a protein of 272 amino acids. Lineage: Eukaryota; Metazoa; Porifera; Homoscleromorpha; Homosclerophorida; Plakinidae.
CGCAUGCGUGAGUGGAACGUGUGUUCAACAAGUGAUAAGUCAGUUCGUCUUCACCGAGGGCGUCACCGCGACAAAACCGAGCGCGUUGCCAAAAUGGAGCAGAUAAAGAAGAAGAUGACCGCACUGCGGGAGGAGCACAACUUGGCAAUGGAGCGAGCAGAAGACGCCGAAUUCAAACUGAAAGAAAUCCAAAGUCAACUAGACGCUGCAUUGGACGAAACCAAGGCGCUCGAGCGCAAGGUCACGCUACUGGAGGAUGAUCUGGAUAGGGCUGAAAGUCAGUUGGAGGACGCGACGAAGCGAGCCGACAAAGCCGAAAGGACGGCGGAAGACCUGGACAGAGAGUUGAAGCGACGCGACCACGCGAUGGCAUUCGACGACGACAAGUUGGAUGACUUGGAAGCGAAACUAAAGGAAAGUAAGGAGAUGGCUAACACGUUUCAGAAGAAAGCCGAAGAUGCGGAGAGAAAGUUGAUUCUGAUGGAGUCAGACCUGGAGAGAGCCGAAGAGAAGGCCGAGACAUUGGAUGAUAAGUGUCGACAACUUCAGACUGAAGUCGAUGGUCUGGCAUCGAAUGUUCGUUCAAUGGAGACAAACGAAGUCAACUCGUCCGAAAGCAUAGAUCGUCUGGAAGAGAGGAUAAAGCUACUAGAUGCAAAACUAGGAGAAGCAGAGAAAGCAGCCGACGAGCACAAGAUGAGGGCCGAUCGAUUGCAGUCUGAUUUAGAUAAAGCAGACGCGGAAUUGGAUCGAGAGCAGACUGUACACAAGCAGACCAGGGCUGAACUAGACAGCGUCUUGGCUGAGCUCAACGAGAUAUAGAUGGCUAGGAGAAACGGCAGACUUGAGUUUCAUUGAAUGAGAUAGACUCAAUUGAAUUGACUUUCCAUGGACAAAAGAGGGUCUGGUUUUGUAGGCAGGCUGUAUAAGAAUUAUGGGUAUUUUUGGUUUGUUGGCAUAUCUUGUGAUAGACUUGUUACAAAACGAGUGAUAAAUAUGAAA